CUGGAAACUUCUGCUGGAAUGGAAUUCAUUUUGAGUGCAUCUGAGCAUAUGCAAAGUAUAUUCUCCUGCACUGCCAAGCAACUACAGUCCACGUGGUGCAAGGGUUCCAGGGAGGAUGGUAUGUUGCCCAUUCCAGCUCAGCCCCUCUGGCCCCUCAGUACCUCUCUUAUAUUCAGAAAUUAGGCAAACACACAAAAAUCCCUUUUGAAAAAUCGGAAGGAGGGGGACUAAUACACUCUCUGAGUAUAGCAAGGGGUGGUUUAAAAGAAUAUACCAGAGGAAACAUUUCAGCGAGUCACUCCAACAGACAGCCUCUGCUAUAGAAUUUGUGAAGCAUAAAUUUGCUUUGAUCCAGCAACAGCAACAGCCUUCCUGAAGAAACCCAUCACCGGAAUCCUGCCUGGAUGAAGCCCACCACCUCAAUGGAAAGAAACUAGGUCCAUGUCAAGCCUCGAGUCACCCCUGGAGCGGUCCUAAAAAGGCUACCAAAGAGCAUCCAGUCUUAAGGGUGACACUUAAGCAAAGAGACCCCCGAAGAGGACUGCUUGGAUUCCCGCCCCCCCCCCGCCGAGAUUCUUUGCAUUUCUUUCAAGUCCUCCCUCCCUUCCGCUUUAUCUUUUUCUUACCAGGUUGCCCGGACCACCCGUCACCAUUUCUACCACGGGGAGGCAACGGGUCCAGCCCCUCCAGCGGCUGAGCAUUGGCAGGAAAACUUUGAUCGCCGCAGCCAUCGGGGUGGUGAUGAUCCUGAUCCUGGUGAUCUUGAUCCCGGUGCUGGUGAACUCCGUGGGCAUGGACGGGCACUACGAGAUGCUGGGCACCUGCCGCAUGGUGUGCGACCCCUACCUGGGCAAGACCACCUCCACCACCAGCGCCAGCAUCCGGGCCGAGGGCGCCGAAGGGCUCGUCAGCGGCGGGGUGCCCCCUCCGUCCACCCUGGUGCAAGGACCCCAGGGCAAGCCAGGGAGGCCGGGCAAGCCGGGCCCGCCGGGCCCUCCGGGAGAGCCGGGCCCCCCAGGGGCCAUGGGGCCCCCAGGCGAGAAAGGGGACCCGGGCAAGCCAGGCCCGCCCGGGUUACCCGGCCCGGGCCUGAGCAGCGGGGCCAUCAGCACCGCCACCUACACCAUGGUGCCCCGCGUGGCCUUCUACGCCGGCCUCAAGAACCCGCACGAGGGCUACGAGAUCCUCAAGUUCGACGACGUGGUGACCAACUUGGGCAACAACUACGACGCCGCCAGCGGCAAGUUCACCUGCAACAUCCCCGGCACCUACUUCUUCACCUACCACGUCCUGAUGCGAGGCGGGGACGGGACCAGCAUGUGGGCAGACCUGUGCAAGAACGGGCAGGUCCGGGCCAGUGCCAUUGCACAAGAUGCAGAUCAGAACUACGACUACGCUAGCAACAGCGUCAUCCUUCACCUGGAUGCUGGUGAUGAAGUUUUCAUCAAGCUGGACGGAGGCAAAGCCCAUGGGGGCAAUAACAACAAAUACAGCACCUUUUCGGGAUUCAUAAUCUACUCGGACUGAGGGCUGCGCAGCCACACUGGUUCCCAGCCCCCUGGAUUUCUAUAUGUGACAAGGACAGUUGCGGAAUCCACCUCCACUGACAUCUUUGUGCACACCUGGUCUCCCCCACCUGAGGCCAGGAAUGUGGUGGUUGGUCCCAUUGCCCUGCCCUCUAGGGGGCACUAUGGAGGAGCAGCAGAUGAUUCAAGUCAAUCCCCAUCCCCAUCUCUUUUCCUUCCAUGCAUUUGCAGGAGCACCACUAGUGGUCACCAAGCCUUUCAAGGGUGUAUUAGUUUAUGGGAAGAUGGCUAAAGGAAGUGAAGGGCUUGCUCAAAGAACCUGGGGAGGAGGGGCCAUGGGGGGGUCUAAAAAGUCUCAUCUCAACAUUCACAACACAUAUUUUCAUCUCCGUCCCAGGGGGCUUGUUGAUACCCAACUCAAGGCAGAGAUUUGAGAGCAGAUCUUCAAAUCUCCAUGCCAAAACCCAACAUUUCAAACUUGGAUUUGAGUGCUAUAUUGGGAUGGGUUCUGUAUCUCUGUGUGUAUACACAUGGUUGCAUAAAUUCAGGAUAAAAUUCAGUUUUAAAAUAUGGGGGGAAAUGGGAGUUCAUGCAAUUAAUAUAGAUAAAUUUUGAAUUUUAAAAAAAUGUCUAUGAUGACAUCCCAAAUAUUUCAAAUGGAUAUGAAAUAUUUAUUUAUUUAUUUAUUUAUUUAUUUAUUUAUUUAUUUAUUUAUUAUGUAUUAGUAUAUCCCAAUCCUCUAGGACAAUACUACUCAAGGCAGCUCACAACAGUAAAAUACAACACAACAAAACACAAUGCAGAAUAAAAACACUUAAACCCAAUUAAAACUAAAAACCCACUGGACUGUAAUAAAACACAUUGAAAUGUUUUCUAUUUUCCUUUAAAAAGGGGUGCCCUAUGUUGUUUCAGAGGUGGUGGUUGUUAUCCUGAAUCGACACCUCCUUGAUAGCAUGAAAAAGGAAACGGAAGAGCUUUUCGCACCACACCCUUGCUGACUUCUUCAAGUCACUGCCUGGACCACCCACCCCCUAUGUAACCAAGUCAGAGAAUGGUCAUACUUUUGUUUACAUUAUCUCUUAAUAAAGAGAUGAAACCAGAGCAAGUCAAUGGCCCCUUAAUAUCCUGGGUCUCUUUUCCUCACUUCUUUCUUGCCCCAAACUCAGAUUGCACCUUAGAUCACAACUCCCCACUCCACUCUACAUUUGCUAUCUGUAUAACCUCCCGCUAUUGAUCUUCCAUGAACAGCCCUUUCCACUGUUCAUCAGCCCCUCUCUUUGAAAAGGAAGUCCACCUAUUUAUUGCUGGUCAAAACACUGCUGGCCAGAGACCUUCUAUAUAUCCUCAACAUCCAUCCUCUGUCCAAGCAGCCAUCGUGAGCACACACAAACCCAUCCAGUAUAAGUCACAUUUAACCCAUUCCCACUGAGUGGAGGUGGGUGGAUUCCAACUCACUGUGUAGAUAUGUACAAUAUAUAUGUAUAUUCUCCAGAUAGGUCCUGUUACAAGAAUUCAACAUCCAUAGCAUCAAAAGAUGCAAUGGCACGAGGGACAGCAGCCCCCCGCCCAUAAUCUUAACCACAUUUGUUUUUGUUUUUUGGGGUCUAUGAUAUAACAUCGCUCCAUCUUUCCCCCAUCCCAAUUUAGCAUCCAGCAGAGGGUUUGUUUUGCUGGGUUUCCAAUGAGAGACAUGUGGGAUGGGGUCAGGGUGGGGAGGCUGAUUUUUCUUACUAAUGUCCAAGCAAAGUCCAUGAUCUUAACAAGAGCUGUGAUCAUCUCUGA
Messenger RNA from Hemicordylus capensis (graceful crag lizard), 3308 nucleotides. RefSeq names its product complement C1q like 1 (gene C1QL1). NCBI's taxonomy places the organism in Eukaryota, Metazoa, Chordata, Lepidosauria, Squamata, Cordylidae. The record is from RefSeq and is a predicted model, not a curated record. Bases 742 to 1527 code for a protein of 261 amino acids. The transcript is spliced from 3 exons. Gene Ontology annotation, molecular function: protein binding.